Messenger RNA from Pseudovirgaria hyperparasitica, 20580 nucleotides. RefSeq lists its product as uncharacterized. The transcript is spliced from 3 exons. NCBI's taxonomy places the organism in Eukaryota, Fungi, Ascomycota, Dothideomycetes, Acrospermales, Acrospermaceae. The record is from RefSeq and is a predicted model, not a curated record. The coding region runs from base 1 to 20580 and encodes 6859 amino acids.
AUGUGGGGCAAAAUCACAGGCAAGAGCGACAGUGCCUCUCAGGAUGGCCGUCGCAAAGCCUCGUCGUCGGCGCGUCGCCGCGAAUCCGUCGUAUCCUCAAGCUCGACUCGGAAACCAGGCCGAAGCGAAGAUAAACCCACUCCUACCUCUAGAAGUACCUAUCCACCACCUGCGCCCGACUCCACCGUAUCCUCUUACGCGACUGCUCCCGAGCUUUACCGUACUGCCGACAGUCGCUAUGACUCCCUCCUCGAGACUGUGACUCGCGCGCGAACCGAAUACGACGAGCGGUCUAGGAUUGACGAUGACACUCGGUCUACACGUAGUAGACGUGCUAGAUCUUCGAGUCGUGAACGAAGGAAAGAUCGCAAGGAAAGAUCUCGUAGUCGAGACCGGGACGACAAAAAGAAGGAGAAGCGGAAGAGGGACGAGGCUGUUAGCAAAAGUACUCGGAAGGAAGGCAAGGGAAGUCGGAGUGAGAUUGUCGACUCCCCGUCCAUGCCACGAGCUGGAGACACGUUCUCCUCUCAAAUUGCGACACCCGGCUUUUCACCUUUUCCCGGACAGGUGGGCGCACCAGUCUCGCCAGAGAUUCGUCCUAUUUCCUCCCACGUCACAGAGCAGUUUCCAGGACAGAACCCAACAGAGUAUUCAGCACCCUUCCAGUCGCCGUUUGGUGCUGCUGCAGACUACUAUGGCGACCAGGGGGAAUCCGUCAUGAGCCAACCAGGAAUUCGGCCCAAUCAACCAGUACCCAAUCCUGAUCCGCAUCUCAUGACACCUACUGCUACGAGCAAUCCGCCACCUGAGACUGGCCAAGGCACCGCAAAUGACUUCUAUACUGGUAAAGUAUCGCCAGUCUAUCCAGGCCCCCCGAAACCUCCAAGACCCGGCAGUCAAAAUAUGCCUGGGACUUUCGAAGAAAGUCCCCCUCCAAUCAAGCCCCCAAGGCCGUCAUCUGGAAAACCCAGCAAAACAAGUUCCUCGAAGCCUAGCUCCUCGAGCAAGCCGAGCAAACCAGGUAAACCAAGUAAACCUGGAAAGGCCAGCAGCGCAGCCACGCUGGCUGGUGGAGCUGUACUUGGUUAUGCAGUGGGCCAUUCAAGCUCCCAUGACCAAUCAAGUUCUCAGUAUGCGACCCUCUCUGGCAACCCACCCUCGACGUUCUACCAACAGGCCUCGACUGGCCCCGUUGGCAGCACCGAUGCUUUCUCCUUGGAGGCGCAUAAUGGCGACUACAGUCAUCCCUCUCCUGAAGCUACAAUGGAUCCUCACGGCCCAACAGUCACCGGGACACCUUCCAAACCAGGUAAGCACUCCUCCAACUCUCAUUCUAACCCAGGAUUGUAUCCAUAUGCGGCGGCUGGACUUGCAGCGGGUGCAUAUGGGCUUCAUCAACAUAGCUCGCAUCAUCACAACUCGCUACCGUUGCCCGCAGGGGCCGCAUACAACACUGCCAGACUUUCACCAGCGCCUUAUGGUGCCAACGCAACGGCGACACACCAACGUCAUGAACACAGAGGGCCAAUCAGCAAAUUUGUGGAUUGGUGGAAGGACUACGAGGAUGUGAGGAAGAUGGAGGAGUAUACCGAGUACAUCGGCGUCUGUCGCAAUUGCUUCGAUCCCCAUAGUAGCGUGCAAGACGCGCCGAGGAAGCAUCACUAUCACGGUCCGCCGCGAAGGCGCUCGAGCGAGCACAAACGAUCUCGCGUCGACAAGGACUCUCGGUAUUAUUACUCCUCUGACAAUGAGCGACGCAAAAGUAACAAAGCCGGCUGGAUCGCGACAGGUCUUGCAGGUGCUGGCCUCGCCAAAGUUGGCAAAUCCCUUUGGAAUCAGGGUCGUGAUGACUUUGAUGAUACGUAUAGCGUGAAGUCUGGCAGAUAUUCAUCGCGAAUCCAUACGGCUCGUAGCAGGAGUCGAUCUCGAGAUCGUAAGAGCCGCACUUCUCGUGGCAUCGCUGGGGGGUAUGAGUAUGGUGGCUCGUCGCGCACGCAUCGCGACAAUGGCUUCACGAGCGACGGCAAGUCAUACAAAGUAGCCCGACGCCCAGGAUCGAGAUCGAGAGACCGCAAAGAUGAGCACAAGACCGUCCGACGCCAUUCAAGAUCUCGGUCGGGCUCUCGUUCCAGGAGUUAUAAGGACGGUCUGAUAGGCGCUGCCUUGGGAGGAGCAGUCAUAGCUUCAGCUACUGGCAAGAGUACCAAACAUCGCAGUCGGUCGAAUUCACCGCACGGAGCUUUCUCCCGCCGGCACGAUAGUAGCAGUGGUAAGCACCAUAGUCAGGAAGGCCUCGGAUCUGUGCUUGGACUUGACCACAAGGAGAAACACCGGAGUUCUCGGCGCUCGGAUGCUUCUUCUUAUGUAGACAUCUCCCGGCCCUAUCGUCGACCCUCUAACCAAGGCCUAUUCGCUGGAUUCUUCUCAACCCCCGAAAAGAAGCCCAGGGACCGCAAGAACCACUCACACCAGAAGACACGAAAGGGACUUUUCAAUUUUUCAAACUCUUCGUCUUCUUCUUCGGAUUCCGGACUUGCAUACGGUGCGGGCUUUUCAAAGUCCCGCAAAGUGAAAGGUAGAUCGUCCAACGAGAGACUCAACGCUACUUUAGUCGGUCUCGGUGCAACGGCUGCUGCUCUCGCUGCUGCCCAGCACAAGCGCGGGAAGUCCACCAACACUGGUCGCAAGCCUGAGGUCGUAGCUGUGCGUGAUACGAAACGUCAUCACUCACAGCGUAGUCAAAAUCAUCGAACCAGUCAUGGGUCUGCUGGGGCAGACGAAGAUGGAUGGGAGUCGGCCUCUGACGUAGAACACGACGACUCUUCAAGUGUCAAUUCCGGCCUUGCAUUCGGCGAAUUCGACUACAAAGGCAAAGGCAAAAGCACUGAAAGUCUGGUGUCCAACGAUUCAGGUACCAACAAAUGGCUCUGGCGUUGGGGCAGCAAGAAGAAGAAACGCCCAGUACCUCCAGCGUAUGACUCUCAGCAGAGCUACGUCGGUCCAGGGACAGCUGGAAUGGCAGUCGCAAAUGUGGGAACGACGAUUCACCGUCACGAGGGAGGGCUGAGUAGUACUAGUAGCGUCCCUACGAUGCAGACUGUCUAUCCAGUACCGACUUCUGACCCCUACAAUUUCGAUGUCUCUCGCAGCUCCAGUCUACCUAUAGUCUCCAGACCCGACAAUGUUCCCCUUCAGCAACCAAAACCAGUCGCACCUGUCAAUGGCAAUGUCCUCUCUGAAUCUGCUUCACUUGUCCGACCAAAUUCUUUUGGUAAUUACACCCAACCGAGCGGUCCUCCUGUGUUCUCAAACGUUCCGACACCUUCAUAUCGCCACACGGAGAGCCCUCGCGACUCCAGAGAUGACCGCGAGAAUCGUCCUACACUUCCAAAGCGCGUAGCUUCUAGCCCCACGAGUAGCUCCUUCAAACGCGAUGCUGCGAUUGCGGGAAUUGCGGGAGUAGCUGCUAUUGCAGGCGCUGCAGCAAUUUCACAGAAACGUCGUCAAAGUGCGCAGAGCCCGAGCUCCGUGAGAUUUGACCUCAACAAAGAAGAGCGCGAGCGAGAGCACAGGAAACGAAAGGACGAGGAUCGUGAUGACGGUCAUCUGAGCAAGAGACGCGAGACCGGCCGCCACGAAGAAAUCGAGCGUGAAAUCAGACUGGAACGUGAACGUAUCGAGCAAGAGGAGCGCAAGUUGGAAGCGGCCAAAUCAGCGGAACGUGAGAGAGCCCGGCGACAGCUUGAGGGCGAAGAGAGGCCACGCUCAGAAGGAUACGACAUUACUCGUCGCCGCGCAGACGAAGAGGCCCUCAGACGUCGGCGAGCGGAAGAAGACGAGCGGCUUGAAGCACAACGCCUGGAAGCUCAAGUAUUCGAAGCGCAACGACUCGAGGCACAACGACUUGAAGCACAACGGCUCGAAACGCAACGACUCGAAGCACAGCGCCUUGAAGCACAACGACUAGAGGCACAGCGAUUAGAGGCACAGCGACUUGAAGCACAACGCCUUGAAGCACAACGACUUGAAACACAGCGACUCGAAGCGCAACGGCUCGAAGCAGAACGGCUCGAAGCAGAACGUAUCAAUGAGCAAAGACGCAGAGAACGGGAACUUUACCUACGCGAAGAAGAAGAAAAGCAAAAGCGACGUGAUCAGCUGGAGGCAGACGACCGCGCUCGGAGGGAGGAGGAGCGACGCGUUGAACUUGAACGCCAAGCCCGUGUUGCUCGGGAGUCUAGAGAGAAAGCUGACAUGGAUCGUGAGACCGAACGCAUCUAUCGCGAGCGGCAAGAGGCUGCUCGUUCUGCCGCUGAGCGCAGCAGUGCAGCGCAAAAUGAGAGUGCUCGCCUCGAGAGAGAGUUCGAACAGAGCCGACUCAAUCGUGAGCGUCUGGAGAAGGAACUCAUGGGUGACGCAUCCUUUGUAAAGCCUCAAUCCACUGGUAGUACCGAUAGGUCAUGGAACAUUGAAAAUCGUGAACGGGAACUUCAAGAACGUGAAAAGAAUAGCGAUUGGAAAGGGGCUGCUGCUGUUGCCGGGAUUGGAGCGGCUGCUACUGCGCUCGCCACAUCAGUAGCAAGUUCGUCAAAAUCAAAGGACUCUAACAGUAAAGACAACAAGGGAACUGAGAAGAAGAGUAAGAAGAGCAAGGCAAAGAAACGCGAAUCGAAAGUUGAGUCUCCAAAAUUCGCCGAGGACGAACAUCCCGAAAUGGAUUUUGAUAAAGACUACUUCGCAAAGAAAGAUGCCGAAAAGGCAAAAGAACCAACUCACACGAUGUCCGCGGAUGAUGUCGUAGAUGAUCUGAGCCAGAGAUACCGCGAGGCAACUCCGAGCCAGGCAGAUUUCUUUGCACCUGAAGAACUGAAAACAGCCUCACCAUCCCACGUGUCUCGGUCGCCCGAUGCGGAUAUCGAGAUUCCCAAAUACUCUGCACACGAUACUAGAUUUGCGGUCAUAGAACCGCCACGGCAACCUCCUUACGACCUACCAUACGCCUUCAGUACUGGAAAUUACAGAUCGUCCUCUGAUACACAUGGCGUGCCAGCGCUGAACUUGAUAACACCUACUCCACCUGCCAGCAGAGCCACAUCUGUUGCAAGUGGACUUUCUCGCUCACCCUCACCUGCCGCUUCUCCAAUCGACGAGCCUACGAAGGUCGAUGAAUAUGCAUCAAUCGAGGCAGCUGGAUACGCAUCAAUGCCACCGAGAGGAGUAAGUUGGGGUGCCAAUGAAACUCGCCACUAUGUACCAGAGACUCCUGAGUCAUCGCGGGAUCAAUUCAUGUCUCAGCAUGACCUUGAUCGUCAUGUGAAGAACAAUACCCAGUCUAGCGAAAGCACUCGUCCAGACCCAUACGCGACACAACAUCAAGCAUAUACUUCGUCGAGCCCCAGUUCUUCACGAACCAGAGACGUUGCAUAUGAAGACUCUGCAAGCCCUGAGGCUGUUGUGUCUUCACGGCACUAUGAUCCCAGCGAGAAGGUCUAUGAGUCUCAUACACCAGAAGUCAAACCUGUUGUCAUCGAGCCUACUCGUCGGGCAUGGAGCGGAAAUAGCAGUCUCUAUCAACAACCAUAUGUGGAAUCCUCAUCCGAUAUUGGGCUGGAAACCACAAAUACUCCGACAGAUCCACUGAAUAAAGACCGUGGCUUUGUCGAAGGUGAGGUUACAGAAGAGCCUGAUGAAUUCUUCGAAGCACGCGACAUACAAAUUCCUGGAGGUUUCAUAGACGAUGAACCCGAAGCUGCUCCUGCUCCCGACUCAGGACCUGCAUUUGCCAAACCCCUUACAAAGAAAGAGAAGCGAAAGCAGGACAAGGCAAAGAAGCGGGAUAGCGCCGAUCAGACUUCGACGGCUUCUGACUCAGCUCCAACAUCUGCGAUCGACGAAGCCUCAACCUCAACCCGUGACGUGAAGUCAUCUGCAGCAGCCUCAGAUGACUGGGAAGCGUCCAGUAGUAAGAAGGACAAGAAGAAAAAGAAGCGUGCGAGCAGCGAAAGAGAUAUCCGAGACAUUGAGCCUGGUGAAAGUAGCGGUCCGCGUGGAGGUGGAGUUGGCUUGGUUGACGCUGUUGCUGCCACGACUGCGGCAAGUGUUGUGGCAGGCGCCGUUUCUGCAGUCUUUAGCUCUGCUAGUGAUAAAGCAAAAUCUUCAGCGCCUAGUACCAGCGAGCGCGAUGGAACGAAUGGUCAUGAGCAAGCAUCUCUGCAGAACAGCAACAAUUCUACUACGACCGAGGAGGAAAAGCGUCGAAGCAUUCCAAGUAACGCUUUUGAUGACCUCGAAGAACUCGCAGACGUCAAGACGCCCAGCAGGAAAGGGGGGAGUAAGCGACGAAGCAAGAACUUCAGCCCAACAGCAUCUCCACUUCGAUCUGAAGUUGGUUGGGAUGAUUACAUUAGCGAGAAGCCUGCGCCGAGCACUGCUGGUCCUGUAGCAGACCCACCGCAUGUGACCAGUGACCUACAGUCAGGUCGCUCUGUCUCCGCCGAUCGAGAUACAAAAUCUGAAACCGCGCGAUCCGACAAUUAUGAAGAGCGACGAAAGUCCUCAAAGCUCAAAGACAAAGAAGACAGUUUCUACGACGAUGCAAGAUCUGUAAAGUCCGAAUCGCGUUACGAUGAUGAACGUGAGCGCCGCAGAGCUGAACGACACAAAUCAGAAGAAAACGAUUAUGACCGCCGUCCUGCUCGCGAAGACCCUACCGUGGAAGACGAAUACGACCGUCGACGCUCGAAACAUCGUGAAAUGAGUCCUGAUGACCGUAUCGCUGAUGAUGCAGAUCGCAAGAAGAGACAUAGGCGUCGUGAAAGCGAACGAGACAAGUCUCCAUCACCUAUCGAUAAGCAUAAGCGAUCUUCUAUUGCCUCCGAGCCAAGCUACCGGUAUGACGACGACGAUGACAAGAAAAGUAGUGGCAGACAUCACAGGCGUCGGGAGAGUGAGAAAGGAAGAUCUACAUCUCCAUCAGACAAGUACAAGAAGUCGUCAGCUGCUUCUGAACCUGGCGACUUGUACGAGAGCUCACACAAGUCCCGAAGAAAGUCGAGGCGCGAUAACGGUGAUUUUGACGAUGCUGCCUCUGUCGUCUCCUCUCCUGCGAAAUAUGAUGAUGACAAGGAGAAGAAGAAAGGAGGCCUUUUUGGAUUGCUUAGCGGACUGAAGUCGACUGAUAGUCUCGCUAGCACGAGCAAGUCAAGAUCCAAAGACUCACGAUACGAAGAAGACGAUCCCGACAAGAAGCGGAAGAAGAAGCAUCGAAGCUCUACUGGAGGUUCCACAUAUGGGUCCGAUGAAGACGACCGGAAAAGUGAGCGACGUGAGCGAAGACAUCGAAGUUCUGUAGCAGGGUCUUCCUAUGGGUCUGAUGAUGACGACCGCAAAGGCGAGCGACGCGAGCGAAGACAUCGAAGUUCCGUUGCAGGAUCCUCAUACGGAUCGGAUGACGACGAUCGCAAGUCCGAACGGAGAGAAAAGAAGAAGGGCCGUGAUUCUCAAGACCAGUCUUUUUUAGGUGAGCGGGCGGUGGAGAUAACUCAAUUGCCCGUUAACCUCUCCACCACCCCGGCCGUAACAAAGCCGGUUCCAGAGUUUCACAGCAUCGAAGACCUAUAUCAGGAUCCAUCUUAUCCUGAAAGUGUUCCUCUACCUUCCAGCGGACCUCCAUCGCCAGCUUCGAUCAAUUUGCCCCUUGCUGGAGACCUUCCACCUUUGCCAGCUUCGUCUCCUGACGAGCUCGCGGAUCUGGAAACACCCCCUUCGUUGUCAAAACUGCGAGAGUCCUCAACUACCGCUGUUCCAUUUCACUGGCUUCGCCGUCCACCUGCAUCGCCCACCUAUGCCAGGAGCGAAUCGUGGAGUUCGUCCUCGGCGAUGAGCCCUCCUGCAUCGCUCCCGGAGUUUCAUCGUCGACACUCGCGAGGCAGCUCCGCCGAUAUGAAGAGGCAGUCCGCAGAAAAGCACAUCACUGAAAUACGUCCACUAUAUCUUCUCGAGCGAAAUGGGAAAGUACUUGAGCAUGAGCCAGAAUCGCUACCUAGCUUACCUCCAAGUGUACCUUCUAGUCGCAGCCCCUCACUCCAAGGCUCAUCCGGAAACGAAAGCGCUGACAAUUGGGAAAGUGCUGUUGAGCACCCAGACGAAAGCGGUUCGGAGUUCUUUCAUAGUCCCGAAGGAAGCAAGCGAGGGGACGAUUCUGUUGUAGGCCACGACAACACUGAUGACUUUCUGGAUAGCCAGCAGGCUACUCCAAAGGCGAGUGAAUUCCCGUCUGAUGUCAAGCGAAUGAUGCUCGGCGGCGACAAUGAUGGGAAGGACGAUGAACAGGCGUUAUAUUCACAUGCCAUUCCACAUACAGACUUAACUCACGCGUUGGCUGAAGAAAUUUCGAAGCAAGGCGGCACAGACAUGUCGAUUCGCGACGCCCAAGAAAAGUCAUUCUCGUCUGAGUCCUUAGAGGACGCUGCGACUGCUAUUCUUAUCGGUGGCUCCGCUGCAGCUGUUGCCCAUGAGCUGCUGAAAGACCACAAAAAAGAAGACGUACCGUCGAUGGAUGUACAUGAAACUCAGAUCCCCUCUCAAGAGCUGCCAACUUCGGAGCAAUCGAGUUUGCAAGAGGCAAAAUGUGACAUCGAUGACUUCAUGUCUGGGGAGCCUAAUGAUGAAGACCUUCAUCUCGCCCCUACCAAGUCCGCUACCCAAGAGUCGGUGCCCCAAGCUCCCAUCACCCCUUCACGCACAUCCUCGAAGAAGAGCAAGAAAGGAAAGAAGGGCAAAGAAUCCGUGUCCGAGCCUGGAGUCCCAAUGGAAAUGUCUCUCGCAGAACAACAGACCCUGAGGGAACAAGAUGCCGCUUUUGGCGUCGACAGCUGGUACGAAGAGCCAUCGACGCCUAAAACCCCAAAAUCGGUGUCCGACGCCGAGAAGGUGCCUCCAAGCCCGACUGUUACAUCAACGGUGCCUGAUGCGCUCAUGCGAAGAGACUCUGUCGGCAAAGGCAAGAAGAAGGGCAAAGCCAAGAAGGGCAAGCGUGGACUCUCUAUAAGCGAAGAUGUGAUCCCUGAAAACUCGACCGAAGCUUCGCAGGGCUCUACAUCAGCGGAAAACAACCAACCCACUCAAGAUCAGGUUGCUGAUGAGACGAUAAAGGAAGAUUUAGAUGAUACCAAGUCGAACCAACCCGAUAGACAAGAGGAAGUCAAACCUGAUGUUCCUGCUAUUGCAGAAGAGGCAAAAGAAGUCUCGGCGUCCAUACCUGAAGAGUCAGCUUUGUCGCAGAUGACAGUAUCUCAAGCUUCGCCCGUAGAUACCAAGCUAGAAGAGUCACGCGAGCUCGACGAUGUUUCGAAAGUGGAGACUUCGAUACCACAGACCGAAUCUCUUGCACAAACCCAAGACAAAGACUCCAUGAAGUCUAGUACUUUACCCUCUACUGCUGUGGAAACGACCGACGCUGAGCCUGAAGUACCUGAAACUACGACGUCUAAAGCAUCGAGGAAGAAGUCGAAGAAAGAUAAGAAACGAAAGCCGUCCAGUCUUGAGUUUAGCGAAGAAGCAACCGUUCCACUGGAUGUUACCAUCUCCGCUGAACAAUCAACAUCUGACGUUGAUCCAAGCGCCCUUGUCGUGCCUGUCGACCAGACUAUCGACGAUAAGUCAUCAAGAGUGACCACGCCUGAAAAGCUUACCGAUCGCGAACGAGAUGAUUCACAGACUCAGCAGUCUACAGGAUCAAGCAAUAAUACUGCCACUGUCAGCCAUGGAUUCAACACGAUACUGUCUGGCCAGAGUGGUUGGGGAGGUGCUCUUUUGGGUGGAUGGUGGGCAAAGAAGAGCACACCGGUUGAGGCCUCUCAAGCAAAACCCGAGCCAAAGGGAGAACUUGUCUCUGCACAGGAUCUCCCGGCUGCCGUAGAAACUGUGCAAGAGAUCAUGACGGAUCAGGGAAUUCCGACAACCAAAGAUUCCACAUCACCAGCAAUUGACCAUCAGCUUGCUCAUGAUGUACGGAACAUGUCAGUCGAGCACAAGCCUGUCUCAAAUGUAGAUCGUCCCAGAGAGCCCGAACAAACCCGAGAACUCCUCGCAGAAGGCACAGACUCACUCUCUACUUCACUACCGCAAAAUUUCGAAACCGAAGAAGAACCUCUCACAGCGCUUCCUCUUGAAAAAACUCAAAUACUUCCAGAGAGUGGGGCUACCCCCGGUCCUGAUGUGGACGAACUGAAAAGCGGGGACAUCGUUUCUGAAAAUAUCGACAAGUCAUUGCCCACGAGUAAGGAGGCUGAAAGUAAGACUGCAGCCCACGAUGAUGAGUCUCUGAUCGCCAAUCCGGACGGCACAACUUCUGCAAUCGCCGCAGCCGAUACGGUGGAAAUACCCGAUGAGGCCAAAACCCUGGAACCGUCUUCCAUCAUAUCAAGUGAUGAAGUCUCUACAGCCCAGCAGGCGUCAGCGCUCGUAGUUCUGUCAGAUCCGUCAGCCGAAACCACACCAAAAGACGAUGUAGCUGAUGACGAGUGGGCUUCGAAGUCAAAGAAGAGCAAGAAGGGCAAAGGAAAACGUAAAACAGUUACCGAAGAACCCGUUGGCACUACGCCGGCUGCAAGAUCAGAUACACCGUCAGAGCCAUCAACUGUGACAAAUGUCGAAUCUCACGAAGUAGUUGAAGAACAAGCCAACCCUUCCUCCGCCACGGCUCAAACUCCCUCAGGUGAAGAUUCUCCGCGUAGCUCUGAGAAGCAGCUAGACAAUAGCACUACGGCUGUCAGCGAUGACUUGGGAGCUUCUGCCAAGAAGAAGGGUAAGAAGAACAAAAAAGCUAAAGCCCAAAAGGGUUCUGUAUCCUCCGAGGCAGCGGUCCAGCCAGAGCCCUUACCUGCAGCAAGUUUGGUUCAUGAUCCUAUCCCGACUGACCUACAUGAGCCGACACCCAACAGUGCAGACUUGUCGCGUUCAGAGCAAGCCGAGGAUCUCUCUGGUGAUGUAGUACAGACUGACAGCGGCGCUGCGACUGAGCCCGAACAGCGUAUAGAGAAUGACGAGUCUCAAAAGAUUGAAGCUGCACUGCCUGUACCCGGCGAAGAUCCAAGUCCCCCAACGGACAAUCAGUCGAUUGCUCAGGAUGACCGGGAAGAGACCUCGCAAAAGCCAAAGAAGGGCAAGAAAGGAAAGAAGAACAAGGCAUCCGGUACAACAACACCAAAAGAUUCAGCAAUCGAAGAGCCAAUAAAUGCGCCCAGCGAUCUCAGCCAGGACACGAUACUUGCUACUACAAUUCCUGUGGUUGCCACAGCCGCAGAGGCGACCGAACAGCCUGCUACUUCUGCUGAGACUGCCGAUGUUCAACCAGAUGAAUGGGGAAAACCGACCAAGAAGGCCAAGAAGGGGAAGAAAAACAAAGCCAAUAAGUCUGGCACAGAUGUAGCAGACUCAACGAUGGAUCCGGUGCCUAGUAAUAGCACACCGGCAGAACCCCCUUCUACUCUCGACAAGCCUGCUACGUCUGACUCCCAAGAGACAUUAGACAAACCUUCAAUUAUCGGCGAUGAAAGUAUUCAAGCUGACCACGAUGCUCUCGAAAACACUGCCCCUGAAAUUACUAAAUCUUCCUCUCCUGCAUCAGACCUGCCUCAAGAAGAGCUACCACAGCCCAUCGAAGACAAAGAUGCCGAAUCGACCGUGGUCGAGUCAGAAGUCGUACCAGACACAGCGGAUACGCAGGCCGAAGCUGGUGCUAUCACGCAGUCUGAAAGUAUAACCGACCGAGGUGCUGUCACCGAAGUCCCAGUCGCCACCGAGGCAGCAUCGUCGAAUGAUCAGCCGGCACAGUCCGAUCCGAUCGAGGAGGAAUGGCCUACGACAGCAAAGAAAGGCAAGAAAAAUAAAAAGGGCAAGAAGAAGUCUAUGUCUGGUACACAGACACCGAGUGAAGAAGUCCCAGUUCAGCAGGAUGCUCCUCUACAACAGCAAGAUGCUCUUCGCGACCAAGACAAUUCCUCUAAACAGCAAGACACGCCUGUCCACAAGCAAGACGUUUCACUUGAACAGCAAGAUGUUCCUUCCGAGGACCAAGACAUUACCCCUGAACAGGAAGACGUUGCUCUAGAACAGUCGUUAUCCGCCCAGUCAGAUGUAAAUGUAGAAGUUCCCAAGGUUCAGGUAUCCCCCCAAGAUGUUGACUCAUCAGUUGCAGUGAUGAGCGACAUAAUGCCAGAUCCACAGUCCGACCCUGUUGAUGGUAACGAUGACCACCGUUUGAUUAGAGAACCUGAAACGUACGAACUACCAGCAUCCCCAGAUCUAAAGGCUGCCCAGACCAUUCCCCAAGAUCCAUUCGUAGCUGAGUCGCAGAACCCUACAGCCGAGCCCGAUAUUCAGUCCCAGCCGUCUAAGAAGAAGAAGAGCAAGAAAGGCAAGGCGUCGAAGCGCGGCUCCAUUGCUGAUGAGCAAAAACUUGAAGAGACUUCAGUUCCUAUCGGCUCGCAGGAAGAUGCCAAUCCUUUGGCUGGAGAAGUCGCAACGGACGAGAAGAUUCCUCAUGAUACACAAGAAAUGUCUACUAUGCCAGUGCCCGAGGAGAGUUCUGCUGGAACUGAGGAUACGUCAAAGGCUAAUGCGUCGAGCAAGAAAGGAAAGAAAGCAAAGAAGGCGAAACGUGGCACCACAGCAAUAGCGUCUCCGAUUGUUGCAGAAGACGCCGCUGCAGAAAAAGCUGUUGCGGAAGAAGCUGCUACAGAACAACCUGUCAAAGAGGAGGCUGUUAAGGAAGAUAUUCCCGGAGAGCUGCAAGAUCCUAGCACUCUUGACACCACAUCGGCCUCUCAAACAAAAACAGAUGCGAGCGCCACCGUUGGGCCAUCACCAAAUGAGCUGCCCGCAAAGGACAAUGCGCCCGAGAACCCUUUGCCGUCCUCUAUUGACACGGCUGUGCCCGUAGAAGCAGUUGAAGCGGUGCCCAUGGCUAAAGAGAGUGCUGAGAGCCAACCUACCGAGACCUUGCUAACCGACACUGUUGUACCUAUCGAAACAGUUCCUGCGGUCCCCGAAAAUCCUGCCGAGAACAUUUCGCCCGACGGCCCUGAAACUAAAGAUGAAUCUGCUCAGAGCCCUGAGCAGGUUGAAGAUCAAGUCGCGGACAACACAUCCACUACUCCUCUCGAUCCCCAAAUUGAAGAUUCUAUUGCUCCCGUACCGAAGAAAACUAAGAAAGGAAAGAAGGGCAAACGCAGCUCUGGCUUUGUUACCCCUACGGAGCCGGACGUUUUGUCGGCAGAGAUCGCGCCUGUACAUGCAGAGUUAAGCAUAACCGAAAAUCCAACUCCUGUCACACCCACCGCUCCAGACGGACCCAACUUGGACGAGGAGGUGGCCGAAGCACCCAAAAAGAGCAAGAAAGGAAAGAAGAACAAACGUAGCUCUAGCCUUGUUGUGCCUCCGGAACCGGAGACCUCGCUAGCUGAUACCGCGUCUAUUCCUCAAGAGUCAAGUACCACAGAAGAUGAGCCAAGUAAGUCCACGCAGACUGACGACAAGAUCGAACCCGAGCUUCAAGAGCAAGGCACGACCGACGAGAACUACCCAACGUGCCCUCUUGACACCGUCGUUACAGAUGUACCAGUUGAAGGUUCUGCAGACUCCACGGAAGGAAUGUUGCACCAUGGCCCUGACGUUUCGGUACCUGAGUUUACUAUUGCCACGCCUGUUCCGGUAGAGAACCAACCUUCCGACUCUGACAUGAAGAAGGACGAUUUACAAGAUCUCGAUUCUAAGCAAGCUUCUGCCGAAAUAACUCGUGAUGAUCUUACAGAAGGCCUAGAUGCUGAGCCGAUAGACAAAGCUGAGCUUGACGCUUUCAUGCGUGCAAAAAAUUGGAACGAACCUGCGGGAAAUUCUUUGACUUCGACGGUGGAGCAAGGCCAGAAUGAUGCAGACGAACACUUCCACGCUCCAGUUGAAGAUGCGCAACAGACAAGAGAGCCUUCCGAGCCUGCGCCUGGGCCUGUCGAGCUCACACCAGAAGCCGCCAAGCCAGCUGAGACUGCGGCGGAGGACAUAUGGGCUGAACCUCCGAAAAAAGGAAAGAAAUCAAAGAAGGGCAAGCGCACGUCUACCUACGAUACCGCUGUCGACAUACCACAAGAACAAACAGAGGUACCCAGAGCCACAAUUACUGAGGGUAAAGAGAUGAUCUCUCAAGAGGCUAGCUCUGUCCCGGUGUCCGUCCAGAGUGCUGGCGAGGCUACGCCAAGCGUCCCCUCUGAUAAACCUGUCGAUAGUCUUGCGGGGCCUGAUCCCGAGCCAGAAGAUACCAAAGCUUCAACAUCGAAAAAGAAGAAAGGGAAAAGGGGGAAGAAAGGUAAACAAAACGAGCCAGAUACAAGCAUGGAACCAGAGCCUGCGCAUGAAACUUCCAAACCUGAGCCAGAAGUGACUACGGUGGACCCUGUGCAAAUUCCUUUGCCAGUGGAAGACAACUCUUCACUCUCGUUCGUGGAAGACUCACAAGUCGCUACCGAACUUCAGGAUUAUAAGGCUACGGAAGAGACAGGUUCACUUCUUCGUCCCGCAAUCACAGAAUCAAAUGAAACACCGAUCAAAGAAGAAGACGAGCCACAAGUCUUAGCAGCUCUCACAGAUCAGGCUAGGUCCAAUUCGCCACCAAAUAUAUCCUCCGUGGACCAACCAACUUCUGAAAUUUCUCGAACCACAGGGGAGGAGUCAGUCCCGCAGCUAGGGGCCUCUGCUUACACAGAAGAGCAAUCUUUACACCCAGCUAAUGACAUCGAAGAGGCCAAUCCUGUUCUGCCUACUGCAACGCCGCUUGCCGCCGAAAUACCUGCUUCUGAAUCUGUCACUUUGGAUGAGCAAAAGCAGGAUCAAGAGCCUCGGUCAGGACCAACCAUAAGCGACCCAUGGGGCUUGGUAGCUGCUGCUGUGAGGCCUUCAAGUCCGACACGCGAUCUCAAUUCCCCGAGUUCUUCCAACGUUCCCGCCCCCGUCGAAGCGACCAAUGCAGAUGCUUCUGAUACACUUGAUCAGGUUACGAUCCCAAAUGAUGCCGCGAUCGAAGCACCCACGAAGAAAAGUAAGAAGGAUAAAAGGAAAGGGAAGAAGAACAAAGAAACCCUUUCGGAGACUGCUGAAUCUUCCGAACAGGCCGGGAAUGAUUUAAUGGCCAAGACUUCCGAUACAGUUAAAGAAACAUCGGAAGUCAUGCAGCCGGUUGUCGAAGAGCCUGCGAUCUCGAACAUCGAGGCAAAUCCAAUUGAGACAGUCCAAGAAGAUCUUCCGUCGGCCAGUGUUAGCAGGACAUCCAGUAAAAAGGAGAAGAAGAAGUCCAAGAAAACAAAAUCGAUAUCCUGGUCUGAGCCUGAAGUCCCUACUGAUGCACCUGAUUCUCAAUUAGUGGAUCAGCGGAGCAGUGAAAAGGCUGUUAAAGUGGAUGAAGACGUAACUGUGGAACCUACCGCUGACUCCCUAUCUGCGUCCACACAUCAAGACUCGGGCUACCAUAGUCGAGUUUUGCCUGAUGAAGUCACUAAAGACUCGAACAGCUUGGAAACUUUGACGCAACCCGAACAAGAAGCUCCAGUUCCUGUGAAACGCAGUCCAUCUCCGAGCGAUGUUGACUUUGCGGCCACUGUCGCAGCAGGUCUAGAAGACGCUGGCUUUAAUUCUAAUAUAAUUACGACAGAUCCUAGUUUUCUCCAGCGUUCUCCUCCACAGUCCGCCAUCGAGCCUGAAGCGGAAGAGUUAUUCACUACGACAUCAAAGAAGAAGGCCAAGAAAGGCAAAAAGAACCGUGGUAAUUCUCAAAAUGAGUUCAGUGCCUCUCACACUCCCGAGCAAGGCGAGGCGAGCAUAUCUUCUCAACUCGAUGUACCCUUGCCAAGCGAUUCGUCUUUUGAUGCCAUUGUUGCUGCAGGUCUUGCUGCUGCAGGACUCAGCACGGCGUCUGGAAGGUCGUCCCCGGCUGAGGCGUUACCAAUUGAGCCCGAGGAUGGCUCAUGGAUGAAAAGGCCGAAGAAGAAGAAAGGACGCAACAGUCAGCCUGUGACGCCACAAGAGCCUGUCUCAGCUGAGCUGAAGGAUGCACUGGAUAAUGUAGAAUCCUUGACACUCGAUGCCCCCAAGAAAGGCGAUGUUGAACAUCCCAUUGCCGAAACGCAAGUAGAGCCCGAAAACGAUUCUACAGCGGUCAACGACGUCGUACAAAACCAUCCCGCGCUCGAGGAUGAACAACAAAUGAAAAUACCUGUUGAAGACGUAUGGAGCCCUGAGCCAAUCAAGAAGAGCAAAAAGGGAAAGAAAGGCAAGAAAGCUCAACAAGAAUCGCUUAGCUCCAGCACUUCCGACGCCAUCGAGUCUAUUUCGCCGAAGAACAUCGUUGAUUCGACCAUUGAUGCAACUGCCGAACCUGCGAGGGCUAAGGGGGACCAAGUCGACAUGCCGCAAGAAGCUAUUGAAGGGCAUACUGCCUCAUCUGACCAAGUAAUUAGCACUCAGGAUCUCCUUCCUACAGAGGCGCAGUCUGAAUUAUCAAGAGAAUUUGAGACACCCUUGGAGACAUCGACCACGGAUAAAUCGCAGACAGAGGUCGGGGAACCUUCAAAAGCAUUCGACUGGGCCGAAGAAAUGGAAAAUUUUGAAGCUGCUUCUACCGCUCUGGGGAGUAACAUUCAUUCCACCGAGGUUCCUCACGAGGGCGGUCUAGAUACUCCAAAAGACUUGGUUGUCGAAGCAGAGGACAAGGACAAGGAAUUGACAACAAACCCGAAGGGCAAGAAAGGCGAGAAGGGCAAGAAGGCACAAAAGGCGCAAGAGUCGGGAUCUGCCACACCUGUAGAAAAGGAAGUGGAUGAAGCCGCCUUUGGUUUAGACGUACAAUCGACCACCGCUGAGAACAAGGCUCCGGAAGAGUCCAUACCUGUCGAGCAUGAUUACCUUGCAAGCUCUAUACCCUCCAGAAAGUCAAGCAAGAAAGGGAGAAAAGGAAAAAAGAACAGCGGCUCGGUGACACCUGCAACCGACGUGCUCGACACGGCAAAAGACAUAGGAGUGGGAGCUGCAAUAGGGGCAGCGAUUUCGAAAGUCUUGGAAGAUAAAGCUCGAGAGCAAGACGUCGAGCCAAAGGAUGAACCGUCAAAGGCAUCGACUGAGAAACUCACCGCUGAAGACGGUCCACGAGCGCGCUCACCUUAUGACGAAAGUGCGAAACUGAAACCUAGUGGAUCCAAGAUUGCAGACCUCUUCCCCGGAGUAGAACGCGUCAAGCGCCGCGCACCAGCAUCAGUAACGGCACUCGAGCCGAAGGAGAAACGCGUACAUCUACCCGAGAAGACACCGGAGGAGAGCACGACGACUGGCUCCACGGUCGAUAAAAAGUUAUCAAUAUCAGGUGAAGUAAAUGCACCACUAGAGCAGGCAGUCUUGGCAGUUCCAGAGUCGGAGCUUCACAAAGUACGAAGUGAUCGCAGUCUAAGGGACGUCCAAGAGCCGUCCUGGGAAUUCCCAGCUGAGACGCGGGACAGUGCCUUGCAUAUUGAUGACUCCCCUACCAUAGCGUCAGGCCCAACUAAUGAAAACACGGUCCGAGAUAGUGGGUAUCACGAUACGCCACUGACACCGACGGUGGACCCGACAGGUAACAAUGUUGAAGGGAACAGUAUGGAGCGACAAGGAAGGCCAGAGGUCAAGGACGAGUUGAACAAUACAAUAGAGCAAAGAACGCCCGAGUUGAUGACCACCCCUCCGGCGGAAACAGAUGUAUUUCACGAUAAAUCAAACAACAACAGUCAGGUUGGGUGGGAGUUGCCUGUGAAGAAGAAAAGACUUUCGCACGAAUCUUCAGCAGCACUAUAUAACAGUCCUAGCGAGGAAAACAUGACACCACAGAAAUCCAUUUCCCGGGCUGUAGAAGAAGAGAGUCCUCAACUUCCUAGUGGAAGUCCAGGUAUGACGACACCUUCCGCCGUUGACUCGACUACGAAGCAGCGUGCCUCGUACUUGUUUAAAUCAUCACCUUCUGUUCAAUUUGGAACGCCCACUGAGUCACCUGCUACAGAACGAAUGCGAGAAACGCCACCCCAACGCGCAGUAUCACCACCAUCAUUCCCAGCCAGCCAGCAUCGUAUCUUACCAAGCAUCGAGCAACAAGAUGUUUCGAUGGACUCGCCACUCAAAGGCGAAGAGGGGUUGCGGUCAGUAUUUGGGGACGGUUCUACGAUUGAUGUCGAGCGACAAGCAUACACAGCUACACCAACUCGACACUUACGAUCCCCCAGCGUGCCCCUCGACACGAUCCGCGAAUACAGUCCGGAUGAUUCGCCGUUAAGCAAGAAGAACCGGGACAUUAGCGAUGUCGGUGCACCGGAAAGAGGAGUCAAGUCACGUAAAAAGGUGCGCGCGUCGUUACAGGAGGAGCAGGUGUCGCAGUCACAGCAGCGGUCACCUCCCCAUACACCACUUGGCAAGUAUCAGCGUGACAUUUCGCCGCUAUCAACAGAUGAAAUCAUUGAGUCGAUGCCAUGGCCUGAGAUUGACGAAGAAAAGGGGAUUGUUGGGACGGACCGACAUCUCACACUCAGUCCGUUGCGUGGAUCACUCUCACAACGCCACUCACGGUCAGCCAGUGGUGACUUUGAUCCAGUCAAGCCGUCGCCCCGGAUCGCAUCGCCGUUGUCUGCGGUCAGCGAGAGAUCGGGAGGCAGUAGCAGCAAGUACAAGACUGCUGAGCAUCUGCGACCCCUGAGUUCAGUCAGCAAUCGAUCAGCCACUCCGCCUUUACGACGAGUGGACAGGAGCGUGUCAGGUGACCUAAGAGCCCAAGCCCGAUUAAGCGAGGCAGGACCGAGUGGUGGCGGUGGUGGCGGUGGUGGCGGUGGCAGUAGCGCUGGACCCUCGAUCGCAAAACCACAAACACCAUCACCUCUCGACAAAACAACAAGCACCGCACGCGCAUCCACCUAUGAUCCCAGGAAGGAUAAGGGUAAGGGUCGCGCCAUUGAGAUGGACGAUGUCUACGAGGGAUUGGGCCACGUGCAGGCCUCGCCAAUGUCGCCGACGCGACCACCCAGCGUGCGCAAGCGACAAAGCAUGCAAAUUAUGGAUCUCGAGGCACAAGUUCGUAUGAUGGAAGCCGAAAACCAAAAGUUGCAGGAAGCCCGACGCGCCGCCGAGGAAAACAUCCAUCACUCCGUCCAACAACGUGCUCUCGACCACCAAGUCAUCUCUGAACAGGUCCAGGCACGUGACCAGGACAUCCGUGCCAAAGAUGCCGAAAUUGCCCAACUUACGGAAACGCUGCGGGCCAUGCAAGAAGAGGUCCACCGCCUGACUCUCAUCAACGAUCAGUUGACCGAGGCCAAUCGCAACCUCACCGCCGACACCAACGAACGCUAUGCGACGCUGCAGGCCGAGAGCUCGCAUGCGAACAAGGAAUGGCAAGCAUCCAUCCUGGCCUUGGAAGCAUUGCGUGCCCAAAACGAACGAAUGAAGUCGAGUUACGAGACUGUUGUUCGCGGUGAGAUUGAAUCGCAACUGUCGGAGAAGAACGCCGAGAUUCAACGACUGAAUGGCGAGCUGCAAGCUGCGCUGGUGACAAUCCAGCGCACCAAAUCCAAGAUUCUGUCAACAAAAGAAGGCGAAAGCUUCCUCACCGUGCGUGACGAGGACUACUUUGAUACGGCCUGUCAGAAACUCUGCGAAAGAGUCCAGGGCUGGGUCCUGCGCUUCUCCAAGCUCUCGGACAAGCGUAAAUGCCUCUUGUCCUCGCAAAUCAAUGACGAGAAGACCGAAGGCCGGCUCGACAACGCCAUCCUCGACGGAUCUGAAGUUGACGUGUUGUUGGAAGACCGGCAAAAGCGCCGCGAUGUCUUCAUGAGUGUAGUUAUGACCAUGGUGUGGGAAUUCGUCUUUACUCGCUAUCUUUUCGGCAUGGACCGCGACCAGCGGCAAAAGCUCAAGGCGCUGGAAAAGCAAUUACAAGAAAUCGGGCCACAGCGUGCAGUCGCCCAAUGGCGCGCAAUCACCCUUACACUGCUCAGCAAGCGUGCAGCAUUCCAAGAGCAACGCGCACAGGACACGGAGGCUGUGGUGCACGAGAUUUACAGCACGCUCGCGCGUCUACUACCACCACCACGCGACGCUGUCACGGGGAUCCAAGAGUCGCUGCGCAACAUCCUCAGACUGGCAAUCACGCUGUCGAUCGAAAUGCGCAGCCAGCGUGCCGAAUACAUUAUGCUACCGCCACUGCAGCCUGAUUACGACGAGCACGGCGAGCUUGUGCGCAAGGUGCACUUCAACGCCUCGCUUAUGAAUGAGCGGUCGGGCGAGACGUCAUCAAACGAAGAACUGGAACAGCGCGGGGCGGUUGUGCGACUGGUGCUGUUCCCGCUUGUGGUCAAGAAAGGGGAUGACAAUGGAGAGGGCGAGGACGAGAUUGUCGUCUGUCCGGCGCAAGUGCUUGUCGCACGGCCAAAGGAGAAGAAGGUGGUGAGGGUGAUGAGUGGAGCAUUGAGCAUGGGAGGCGGGAAUGCCAGUACCAUGAGCGUCGACAUGCGGGACGCAUUGUGA